AUGGUCCGACCAGCCGAGGUUCCAACUUCCGAAGUCUUUCACCUCCAACAGACGGGCGAUCGCCGGCCGCUCAUUUACCGAUCCUAUCUUCCAGCAGCCAGCCCUCGACCCCUACUACUACUAAUAUCCUUUUCUCCGCCCCUCCCCCAUCUUUUCUUCCUUCCAUCCUUGGUGCGGAGUAUCCUUUUUAUCUCCCGUCUGUAUCAGAACCUCUCCUCUCCGUCCGCCAGCCAGCCAGAGCUUCGCCUUACCUUUACGGUCCCCACGCCGUCCCGACACCGCGCGGAAUUCGACUCCCGCCUUUUUCUACCCUUUCAAUAG
Messenger RNA from Aspergillus luchuensis, 321 nucleotides. RefSeq lists its product as uncharacterized. The transcript has a single exon. NCBI's taxonomy places the organism in Eukaryota, Fungi, Ascomycota, Eurotiomycetes, Eurotiales, Aspergillaceae. Bases 1 to 321 code for a protein of 106 amino acids. The record is from RefSeq and is a predicted model, not a curated record.